UCUCAUCAGCUCCCAACUCCUAAUACAAAAACACCAAUCUUGUCAUCAUGAUUUCGUCUGUAACUUUUUUGCUAGCAGUAACAAUUGCCGUAGCUUUAGCUGCUCCAUCACCAUCCGGUCUUUGGGCUGGACAUGGAGUCGCCCUUGGAGGCCCAGUUCUCGGGCCAUCCGCUCUUGCUGGCCCAGUCCUUGGACCAACUUCUCAAGCUGGACCUCAAGUUGGACCUGCGAAAAUUUCCGGAGCUGUUGAUGGUGGUGCUGUGGUCACUGGAUCCGUUCAAGGCCCGUCUGUCGUUUCCGGCAGUGUAACUGGUGGAACUGCAGUCAAUGGCUGGGGUGCACCUUGGGGGGCUGUAGAUGUUGCUCAUUCAGGCGUUGCUCAAAAUGGCGUUUGGGGAGCAGCUCCAUGGGGUGCUGCAGUUGCUGCGCCAUGGGGAGCCGCUCAUGGAGGCGUGUGGGGAGCAUCACUGGCUGGACCAGUAGUUGGACCUGCUGCAGUUGCUGGACCUGUCGCUGCUCCAGUUGUCAUUGCUGGACCAUCUGGAAGUAUUUCUUCUGGACUGGGAGGAGCUCCUUUGAAUGCUCGUCUUGGUGCCCACUGGUAAAAUUUGCCCUGCGAAAACACCGACUGAUUCCCCUGACGAACGUGAUCUUAUGAUAUCCAUUGAGGACGGCAUGAUCUCCAUUUGUUACCACUAGUACCUCUCAAUGCAAUUUUGUUGCGUUUUCUAGGUGUACAUAACAAAGGUUCAUCAUUAUAUAUUUUUUAUAAUAAAGAGCAUACCAAUUAAAA
Molecule: messenger RNA, 793 nt
Organism: Belonocnema kinseyi
Lineage: Eukaryota; Metazoa; Arthropoda; Insecta; Hymenoptera; Cynipidae
Product: tetra-peptide repeat homeobox protein 1
Exons: 2
Coding region: 48-605 (185 amino acids)
Source: RefSeq, a predicted model, not a curated record